AUGGAGGCGAACCCAGCGGGCAGCGGCGCCGGGGGCGGCGGGAGCGGCGGCCUGGGGGGCGAGGACGGGGUCCACUUCCAAAGCUACCCCUUCGAUUUCCUGGAGUUCCUCAACCACCAGCGCUUCGAGCCCAUGGAGCUCUACGGGGAGCACGCCAAGGCGGUAGCCUCGCUGCCCUGCGCGCCCGGGCCCCCGCCGCAGCCGCCCCCGCCGCCGCCCCCGCCGCAGUAUGACUACCCGCCCCAGGCCAGCUUCAAGCCCAAGGCCGAGGCCCCCUCCUCGUCCUCCUCGUCGUCGUCGUCCUCCUCGUCCUCAUCGUCGUCCUCCCAGGCCAAGAAGCCCGACCCGCCGCUGCCGCCCGCCUUCGGGGCGCCACCGCCCCCGAUCUUCGACGCGGCCUUCCCGGCCCCGCAGUGGGGCAUCGUGGACCUCUCGGGCCACCAGCACCUGUUCGGGAACCUAAAGCGUGGGGGGCCGGCCGCUGGGCCGGGGACCGCGCCGGGGCUGGCCGCGCCCCCGGGGACCCCCGGGCCACUCCCUGCCGCCUCGCAGGCGCCGCCGGGGACGGCGGCGGCAGGGUCAGCAACCUGCGAUGCGGCCAAGGACGACAAAGGCUACUUCCGGCGGCUCAAGUACCUGAUGGAGCGGCGCUUCCCGUGCGGCGUGUGCCAGAAGUCCUUCAAGCAGUCCUCCCACCUGGUGCAGCACAUGCUGGUGCACUCGGGCGAGCGGCCCUACGAGUGCGGCGUCUGCGGCCGCACCUACAACCACGUGUCCAGCCUCAUCCGCCACCGCCGCUGCCACAAGGACGUGCCGCCGGCCGCGGGCGCCCCGGCGCCGCCACCGCUCCCUCCUCUGGGCCUGCCCGCGCCCGCCGCGCCCUCCUCGGCGCCCCCGGGACCCCCGGCCCCCGGCUCGGCCGCGUCCGGGGCCGCCGCGGACGGGCUGAGCUACGCCUGCUCGGACUGCGGCGAGCACUUCCCGGAUCUCUUCCACGUCAUGAGCCACAAGGAGGCGCACAUGGCCGAGAAGCCCUACGGCUGCGAUGCGUGUGGCAAAACCUUCGGCUUCAUCGAGAACCUCAUGUGGCACAAGCUGGUGCACCAGGCGGCCCCCGAGCGCCUGCUGCCGCCCUCGUCUGGCGGCGCCCAGCCUCCGGAGGGCUCGGGCGGCACCGACGCAGCCACCGUGCUGGACAACGGGCUGGCCGGGGAGGUGGGGGCGGCCGUGGCGGCACUGGCUGGGGUGUCCGGGGGCGAGGACGCGGGCGGGUCCGCGGCGGCCGGGGGCGGCGGGGGCGCCAGCGCGGGCCCCGAGCGCUUCAGCUGUGCUACCUGCGGCCAGAGCUUCAAGCACUUCCUGGGCCUGGUGACCCACAAGUACGUGCACCUGGUGCGCCGGACCCUGGGCUGCGGCCUGUGCGGCCAGAGCUUCGCGGGCGCCUAUGACCUGCUGCUGCACCGGCGCAGCCACCGGCAGAAGCGGGGCUUCCGCUGCCCGGUGUGCGGCAAGCGCUUCUGGGAGGCGGCCCUGCUCAUGCGCCACCAGCGCUGCCACACGGAGCAGCGGCCCUACCGCUGCGGCGUGUGCGGCCGCGGCUUCCUGCGCUCCUGGUACCUGCGGCAGCACCGCGUGGUGCACACGGGCGAGCGCGCCUUCAAGUGCGGCGUGUGCGCCAAGCGCUUCGCGCAGUCGUCCAGCCUGGCGGAGCACCGGCGGCUGCACGCCGUGGCGCGGCCCCUGCGCUGCGGCGCCUGCGGCAAGACCUUCCGCUACCGCUCCAACCUGUUGGAGCACCAGCGGCUGCACCUGGGCGAGCGCGCCUACCGCUGUGAGCACUGCGGCAAGGGCUUCUUCUACCUGAGCUCCGUGCUGCGCCACCAGCGCGCGCACGAGCCGCCGCGGCCCGAGCUCCGCUGUCCUGCCUGCCUCAAGGCCUUCAAGGACCCCGGCUACUUCCGGAAGCACCUGGCGGCCCACCAGGGCGGCCGGCCUUUCCGCUGCUCCUCCUGCGGUGAGGGAUUCGCCAACACCUAUGGCCUCAAGAAACACCGCCUGGCGCACAAGGCCGAGGGCCUGGCAGGGCCGGGCGCAGGGGCCGGCCCGUUGCCCGGGAAGGACGCCUGACCGGGGGGUGUGCCUCCCCUCCGCCGCUCCCAUCAGACGUCCCUUCCCGGACUCGCCCUUCUGGGGCGCGGACCUCCUCUUGCCGGCCGUCCCAGCCAUCCUUCCGAACUAUAGACGGACUAGCCUCCUCCCCCAAGGCCCAUGUCGUGCAGACCCUAGCCUGCCUCUCUCCACCUGGAUCUCCCUGGCCCUCUCCUCCUAUCGGACAAUGAACUCGACCCUCCGUCCACCCCUGAUGUGUACCCCUCUCCAGCCCCCCUGCCCCAGCAGCCUUCAGCCCCCCGGUGAGCUGGGUGGAGCCGGGUCUGGACUGACACUCCCCCCUUCCCCGGCAAGCUGGCCGGACAGCGGAGCGCAAGCGGUU
Messenger RNA from Odocoileus virginianus texanus, 2491 nucleotides. The record is from RefSeq and is a predicted model, not a curated record. Lineage: Eukaryota; Metazoa; Chordata; Mammalia; Artiodactyla; Cervidae.